Neoarius graeffei (lesser salmon catfish) is the source of this 3213-nucleotide messenger RNA. It is a transcript of the gene septin4b, whose product is annotated as septin 4b. Gene Ontology annotation, cellular component: septin complex; septin ring; cell division site. The transcript has 11 exons. The coding region runs from base 199 to 1323 and encodes 374 amino acids. Lineage: Eukaryota; Metazoa; Chordata; Actinopteri; Siluriformes; Ariidae. Gene Ontology annotation, molecular function: GTP binding; molecular adaptor activity; GTPase activity. Gene Ontology annotation, biological process: cytoskeleton-dependent cytokinesis; regulation of exocytosis. The record is from RefSeq and is a predicted model, not a curated record.
AGUCAUUCAGCAGCGCGCGCGUGCAGUCGGUAGAGUUUUGCGGUGCGGACAGCGGGAACGGCGCGGCUUUUUAUUUUAGUUUCUUUUAUUAUUUUUUUCGUUUCCCACCACGAUCUAUAGCUCUGGAAUAUUAUUCCAAGCCUGAACGCGUGUAAAGGGAUCAAAGAGCGUUUGCAGAAAUGGAGAACUCGGCUCUCAAUGGCCGGUUUAGGACUCCGGUCUUUAACCACGGACCAGGAUAAAGAGUAUGUGGGCUUUGCAACCUUGCCAAAUCAAGUGCACCGCAAAUCUGUGAAAAAGGGCUUCGACUUCACUCUAAUGGUAGCAGGGGAGUCUGGAUUGGGCAAGUCCACCCUGGUCAACAGCCUCUUCCUCACAGAUCUCUACAAAGACAGAAAACUUCUCAAUGCUGAAGAACGAAUCACCCAGACAGUGGAAAUCACGAAGCACACAGUGGACAUCGAGGAGAAGGGCGUCAAACUCAAGCUCACCAUCGUGGAUACACCAGGCUUUGGGGAUGCAGUUAAUAACACUGAGUGCUGGAAGUCAGUAGCCGACUACAUCGACCAACAGUUUGAGCAGUACUUCCGAGACGAGAGUGGCCUGAACCGCAAAAACAUUCAGGACAACCGUGUGCACUGCUGUCUUUACUUCAUUUCACCCUUUGGCCAUGGUCUCAGGCCUUUGGAUGUGGAGUUUAUGAAAGCCCUACAUGAAAAGGUCAACAUUGUGCCAGUCUUGGCCAAGGCAGACACGCUCACCCCCAGUGAGGUCAAGAAAAAGAAAAUUAAGAUUCGAGAGGAGAUCGAGCAAUACGGGAUCAAAAUCUACCAGUUUCCUGAUUGUGAUUCAGAUGAGGAUGAGGACUUCAAACAGCAAGACCACGAACUGAAGGAGAGCAUUCCAUUUGCAGUGAUCGGCAGUAACACUGUCGUUGAGGCAAAAGGAAAGAGAGUGCGGGGUCGACUUUACCCCUGGGGCAUUGUAGAGGUGGAAAACUCUGCACACUGUGAUUUCAUAAAGCUGAGGAACAUGCUGGUACGCACACACAUGCAGGACCUGAAGGACGUGACACGGGAAACUCACUAUGAGAACUACAGAGCUCAGUGCAUCCAAAGCAUGACGCGCAUGGUGGUCAAAGAGCGCAAUCGCAACAAACUCACUAGAGAGAGUGGCACAGACUUCCCCAUUCCCACGGAGCCCAACGUAACGGACACAGAGACGGAAAAACUGAUCCGCGAGAAAGAUGAAGAGCUGCGGCGAAUGCAGGAGAUGCUGCAGAAGAUCCAAGAGCAGAUGCACACCCAGAAGGAAGCCUAUUAACCCCUGCAUGUGCCAUCCAACUUUGCCACGGUGCCACUUUACUGCCUGACCUUCAUGCCUGGGACAUUGCCAUCUGAUCAGACCCCUUUCUGCUUACUGAAGCUCCAAACAUAGUGCACAAAGCAUGCUCCAUGUUCAGGUCCACUUUGUCUCUGUAUGUAUGAGUGGUUUUGGAGUUCCACUAAGUGUCAUUAAGUGCUCAAAAAAAAACCAAAAACAACAACCACCUUGUCUGGAGUCCACUAGCUGAUAUAGACGCAAAGAAUUUGUCACAAAAACAAAUGUGCUGUAGUUUGUGAAACAGUCUGGCCUGCUUAUAGAGAUCAAAAGAACACAUUCCUCGCUUUAGAAGAUUGCAGAAAAAAAAAUACUCUUUUUUGUGCAGUGCACUACAAUGACAAAGUCCAAAUGUAGUUGCUCUUACAGACACAGCAGUAACUGAAGUAAAGAACCAGAUUAAACAAAUGAGCAUGUUAUUGUCUGGAGAUUUGAUAUAGUUUAUACAACAUUUUAGUUCUGUUAAAGUGCAAGCAAGGGUGGGUUUUUUUCUUAAUUUUUAAUUUUCUUUUUAAUUGUACAAUUUUUGGACAUCUUUUGAUGUCACUUUUCUAUUUCACUCUCAUAAAAAAAUAAAUGUACCAAACUAUGCUUUUCCUCUUUUCCUUGUUGCUCGGGUAGUACCUUCAAGUGGACAGCUUUUGCUCCUUUAGUAUGUCUGUUUUAUGUUGGAAGCCACGUGUUGUACACUUUUAAUCAGUGUAAAGGUAUGGAACUGAACCUUAUGGGACCAAUAAUGUACUUUUAAGUUAUUAUAAAAGUGUACAUUAUUAGGUCAAUGAUACAUACGACAGGUACAAACGAUGUACCCUUGAUGGUACGAACCCAGCAAAAGGAAAAGGACAGUUUGGUACCUUUAUUUCCAAAAGAUAGACAAGAAAUAAAUUUGCUUGCAGUCUAAGUACACCAAAAAUAUUUUACAUCCAAAUUUGUAAAAGUUUAUGAAAAGUUCCAGAGAACUACAAACUCCGGUAUUGUGUCUUUUUUUUUUUUAUUAGUUCAGUUAAUGUGUUUUCUCUAUAACAGCAAAUACAUUUGGAUGUUGUUUUAAGAAAAAAAAAUCAGAGGAGAUAUAUAUACUUUUUUUUUUUUCCUGAGUGGGUAUAUUGGUGGGAGUGAAAGCUAGAAAGUGGCACCCUUUAAGUAGCUUUGUUUAUACACCAUUAUGCAUAUAUAAUUCUCUGGUUUAACUCUUUAUCAUAGGAUAAAACCAACAAAUUAUUUAAAUGGUUUCUUUUUCUACAUCAUGGUAUUUUAUUUGUACUGUUUUGUUAAAUGAAUGCAUUUGUCGUACUGUAUGUACAUGCUUUUGUUUGUAUGGCUAAAAAAAGAAACAGAAGGUUUCUUUUAAAUAGGUCAACACUGUUUUAUUUUCUUAUAAUAAUAAUAAUAAUAAUGACGAUGAUAAUUGAAGUACUGUAAGAACAAUAUUUUUCUUAACAAGGCUGACAUAUUAUUGAUUUCUUUUUUGUAAAAAUGUUCCAAAAAAUUGCUUCAUUCCAUAAGUGUGGACUUUUAACUAACAAGUCAAGAGAAGACACUUAGUAAUGUGCGCAGAGAAGAAACUAUCAGUAUAUAACAUUGUCUUUAUCUUAAUGGUGUAAUAAUAGAUGAAAUGAAGUUGCAAUAUUUUAAUUUUUUGCUGCAAAACAUAAUAUUUAUGAUCAUCAUGAUCAUGUGAAUGCUAACAUGACAUUACUGAAGAACAAUAAAUAAAUCAGGACAUUUUUGAGUAAAAUUACAUCCACACAAUGAUGUUUUCCAAGUUCGUAAAACAGCAUCAAGCUAAUGUGAAUCAUCUAAGGAUAAAUAUAGGGGCUGUCCCCCCCCCCC